Galdieria sulphuraria is the source of this 1035-nucleotide messenger RNA. RefSeq lists its product as uncharacterized. The transcript is spliced from 3 exons. The record is from RefSeq and is a predicted model, not a curated record. Lineage: Eukaryota; Rhodophyta; Bangiophyceae; Galdieriales; Galdieriaceae. Bases 19 to 894 code for a protein of 291 amino acids.
AACUGCAUUUUCUUUCAUAUGAUGACGAGUAAUGGCAAAGAGUACUCAAGGGUUUAUGGAUUAGAAGAUCCAAGUCGAUAUUCCAAGGAAACUGACAGAAAGACUCGCAAACUAGUAGCUCUUCAUUUGAUAGGCACAGAAAACAAUACACUACUGGAAGACAACGACAUAGUGGUGUUUCUUGAUGGUAGAGACGCUUUCUAUAUGAGAGAAACGAGUGGGCUUAGAAAAGACUUUGCCAAUACGGACAAGGACUUGUUUUUAGGAGCCGAAAAAAAUUGCUGGCCUUUUUCUUAUAACCCUUUCUCUAAUAUUUCAUUAAAUUUAUAUGAUCCGAAGACUCAAGAGAGGCCGUGGGUGUGGAGCUUUAAGGCCGAGAAACUCUGCGAUACUCUGAAACUCGAGUCUUUCAAACGAUCUGGAGAAGGGCCAUAUGCGUUUCCUAAUGGUGGUGGCUUCAUUGGGAGGUGGAAAAAAGUGAAGGAAUUUGUUGAUUUAAAUUGGGAAGUGUUCUACAAAGUUUUAAAACCUGAACAACGAGACGACCAAGCGUCGACAUCAAUUGCCUUUUUACUAUCCAUCGACAAAUCUAUUGUUUUAGACAACAAAGCCCAUUUUAUACAGUGCACGGAUCGUCUCGAAGGAGUCUUUGACAAUUAUUGUUUGUCGAACUCAACAUAUAUUAAUAGAGAUACCAAGACCUUUCCGUACUUUCAUCAUCAUAAUGGAGGUGGCAAGGUCUACCUUGAAACCUGUAUGCAGUUUAUAGAAAACUUAGGGCGUCGGAGUGCGUCGGAUUGUUUUUGGAUAAGUGGCGAUACUGGAAAAAAGAUUUUUUUGAAAGAUGUUUGUAGAGAACAGCGAAAAUGUUGUAGAUUUCUUGAUUCCAAUUAAAGUUUCUUACAUUUUUGUUGCUACCAUUGUUUAAAUGAAAAUUUCUCUGGUCUUUAUGUGUUAAAGGAAGAGAAGAGGUUCAUUAGUUUUGUGCGAUGUCAAGUCAAAUUUUGUCACUGCAUUAAAGUUAUGCUUCUUUAA